CGAGGCUUCGGAGGCGGGGCCCGGCGGGCGGUGCCACGGGGCUUGAAAAGCGGGCUCUGGGGCUUUGAUCCGGAGUGGCUGCCGCGGCUCUGGCUGUCCAGGCUGUGGGUGUCUGAUCCCGGCCGCAGUCGGCGUUCAGGGGGCGUGCCUCUGGAUCGAGCUAUGGUGGAAGAUGUUUCGGAAAGGGAAAAAGCGACACAGCAGUAGCAGCUCCCAGAGUAGUGAAAUCAGUACUAAGAGCAAGUCUGUAGACUCCAGCCUUGGGGGGCUUUCUCGAUCCAGCACCGUGGCAAGCCUCGAUACCGAUUCCACCAAGAGCUCAGGUCAAAGCAACAGUAAUUCGGAUACCUGUGCAGAAUUUCGAAUAAAAUAUGUUGGCGCCAUUGAGAAACUGAAACUCUCCGAGGGAAAAAGUCUCGAAGGGCCACUAGACCUGAUAAAUUAUAUAGAUGUUGCCCAGCAAGAUGGAAAGUUGCCUUUUGUUCCUCUGGAGGAAGAAUUUAUUAUGGGAGUUUCCAAGUAUGGUAUAAAAGUAUCCACGUCAGAUCAGUAUGAUGUUUUGCAUCGGCAUGCUCUAUAUUUAAUCAUCCGGAUGGUGUGUUACGAUGAUGGUCUGGGGGCAGGAAAAAGCUUAUUGGCUCUGAAGACCACAGAUGCGAGCAAUGAAGAAUACAACCUGUGGGUUUACCAGUGCCACAGCCUGGAACAGGCACAAGCAAUCUGCAAAGUUUUAUCCACUGCAUUUGACUCUGUAUUGACAUCUGAGAAACCCUGAAUUCUGCAAUCAAGGGGAAGUAGACUUCAUGUGCAAGUUCAGCUGUUUUCUCAAUAGUUCUGUUUUCAGUCUGCGGUGGUGUUGAACUAUUUUGGAAAUAUGAGCGAUCCUUUGCUCUAGAUUUUCUGAAGAAACGCAAUAUAUAAAAUAUCAGUCGUUUGUUUUUCUAUUAAAAUGUGUCUUAUUUAACAGCGAGUUAACUCUCAAUGAAGUUACCUACUUACUAGGACUAAAAGAGCAACGUCCCUUGUCGCUUUUAAACACAAAUGAGCUUAAUAACCUUUAUGUGUCUCAGAAGUGCCCUCGGUGAUGAAUGAACAUGGAGAACUUUCUGAGGACGACCAAGGCCGUCUGUCCUGCAGCACUGGCUGGGACGCGCUGGUUUCAAACGGUGACACUGCCAGCUCAAGUCACAAAGAGGAAAACUUAAGAAGUGUACUGUCAGGAUGACAUGCUGGUAAACCACAAUAAUCAUCUUCAGGGUAAUUGGAAGUAGUAAAACCUUCAAAGAUUACUGCUCAUGUUAAAAGUCACACACUGUAAAGAAUCUCAUGUUCAGUAGGCUAGUGUAUUUUUUAAAGGACUGUUUUUAUAUAUAGUGCUUUACUAAAGAUUAAAAACAUGAAAAACA
This is a messenger RNA of Mesoplodon densirostris (Blainville's beaked whale), 1406 nucleotides long. It is a transcript of the gene ITGB1BP1, whose product is annotated as integrin subunit beta 1 binding protein 1. Gene Ontology annotation, biological process: negative regulation of focal adhesion assembly; negative regulation of substrate adhesion-dependent cell spreading. Lineage: Eukaryota; Metazoa; Chordata; Mammalia; Artiodactyla; Ziphiidae. The record is from RefSeq and is a predicted model, not a curated record. The transcript has 7 exons. Gene Ontology annotation, molecular function: integrin binding. Bases 173 to 775 code for a protein of 200 amino acids. Gene Ontology annotation, cellular component: cell periphery; lamellipodium; ruffle.